CAGAGCCUGAGCAUUAAGCCACACAGCCCAGAGGCUUGUGAAUGUGCUGCAUGGUGGAGCAGGAGGAUCUGUCUACUGCUGCUGCUUCUGCUACUGAAGCUUCUCAUUGUCUGCACUAGAAUGGACUAUUAAAGACCUGGUCACCCUUGCAUCUGUUGAAAACUACUCAGCGCCGUCAUGGGGAAACAGAACAGCAAGCUGCGUCCUGAGGUCAUGCAGGACCUACUAGAAAGCACAGACUUUACAGAACAUGAGAUCCAGGAGUGGUACAAAGGCUUCUUGAGAGACUGUCCAAGUGGACAUUUAACAAUGGAGGAGUUUAAGAAAAUAUACGGGAAUUUUUUCCCUUACGGGGACGCUUCCAAAUUUGCAGAACAUGUAUUCCGUACUUUCGACGCCAAUGGCGAUGGGACAAUUGAUUUUAGAGAAUUUAUCAUAGCUUUGAGCGUGACGUCCAGAGGAAAGCUGGAGCAGAAGCUGAAGUGGGCGUUCAGUAUGUAUGACCUCGACGGGAAUGGCUACAUCAGCAAAUCGGAAAUGUUGGAAAUAGUACAGGCGAUCUACAAGAUGGUUUCGUCAGUAAUGAAAAUGCCAGAAGACGAGUCUACGCCUGAAAAAAGGACAGAAAAAAUCUUUCGGCAAAUGGAUACCAACCGAGAUGGAAAACUUUCACUGGAGGAGUUUAUCAAAGGGGCAAAGAGCGAUCCAUCAAUCGUCCGCCUACUUCAAUGUGACCCAAGCAGUGCCGGACAGUUUUGAACAUUUUAUUUUUGGAUAAAACACGUCAAAUUAUUAUUUUUCUUUUUUUCUUUUUGCCAAAAUUAAAUUUCUUGUGGUGUCGACACGUUAUGGCCAAACAUAUCUACUUCCUUCUAUGAUAUCUUUUAUUUUGGAUGACAAAGAAUGGUGAAUGCUGCCACUGUUUGGUGAAGGACAUCUUCUGUACUAUUGCACCGGGUAUUCUUGCCAUUUUACUAUGUAAAUGGAAUAACUGAGACUCUCACCACACCUCAUGGACUUUCUAUGGAGCGGACAAAACAAAUAUCAGAUGGCUGUGGUUAAGAUUUGGCCUACUUAGUUUUGUAACUUCUUAGCUGUUUUAGCCAAUAUUUGCAGAUGGAAGUACGUGAUCCUCUACGUCAGUGAUCUCCAACGUGUGGCUUUCCGAAGACUGGCACAAAAUGCCUGGGAGUUGUAGAUUGGCAACAACCGGGGAGCUAUAGGUUGGAGGCCGCCGACCUUCAUAGAUAAAAAAAUGUACCUACAUCAGUGAUCUCAAACUGUGGCCCCCCCAGAUGUUGCAAAACUUCAACUCCCAGCAUGCCCGGACAGCCGAAGGCUGUCCGGGCAUGUUGGGAGUUGAAGUUUUGCAACAUCUAGAGGGUCACAGUUUGAGACCACUGAUCUACAUAGAUGAGAACCACCAACAUUGUUCAGUUUCUUUGCCCUUAACAUGAAAAGAGAACCAUUUCCAGUUGAUGCAUACAUUUUUGGGCUAAAUCGAUACUUUUAAAGUAGCUGCCUGUUCUUUCAGUAGGCACUUUAGACAUCAUAGAGGCAAGAGAGAGACAAACAACCUUGUGCCUCUGAGUCCAUAGAUCCUAUUACGUGAGCUGUAUUCUCUUAAAGGGGUACUCAGGUGGAAAACAUUUUUUUUUUUACAACAACUGAUGCCAAAAAGUUAAACAGGUUUGUUUGUAAAUUACUUCUAUUUAAAAAAUCUCAAUCCUUCCAGUACUUAUCAGCUGCUGUAUGCUCCAGAGGAAAAUUUGUAGUUCUUUCCUGUCUGACCACAGUGCUCUCUGCUGCCACCUCUGUCUGUGUCCGGAAUUGUACAGAGCAGAAGCAAAUUCUCUUAGUGAACUUUUCCUGCUCUGGACAGUUCCUGACACAGACAGAGGUGGCAGCAGAGAGCACUGGGGUCAGACAGAAAAUAACUAUACAAAUUCCUCUGGAGCAUACAGCAGCUGAUAAGUACUGGAAGGAUUAAGAUUGUUAUGUAGAAGUAAUUUACAAAUCUGUUUAAUUUUCUGGCACCAGUUGAUUAGAAAAUACUUGCGUACCCCUUUAAGUAUUGGUUCUUCACACGGUUGCAGGCACUCUGUGUAGAUGAAGGGUUCAUUGUUAGAUCUGUAUGUUAUGCAAUAACUAGAAUAAAAAACAUGGAGGCUGAAGACUUUGCACAGCUUCUCACAAACUGGCGGCAUGGAAGGUGCAAAUUUGGCAUGUGACGUAUUAGUAGAUUGAGACUAUUUCAGUUGCCCUCAGCUGCAUUACUGAUGCACUUCAAUGGCAAGACUGGAUGUGUGUUUUUUGCCUAGUAAUGGAACAUAGCAUGAUGUUUCUUGUCAUUUCAUUUAUUAUAUAACAAAUUGAAUGAUUUAUCAACCACCAAUGUAUUAGUUUCUAGGAAAAAUUCACACUAAGGGCCCCUUUCCUUAUGACUUGGCUCUCGGAUCGAACCCAAGAAAGGAAAGCUGCAUUGGUACCUUCUUCUAGGAUGGUACCAAUGGCUUUGAAGAUAACCUCACAUCUGUGUGGAUGAACCCUAAGGCUGCAUUCACACCUCGUUUUCAGCCUACGGUUGCCGGAUCCGGCUGAGGGAGGGGAAAACCGGGCGCUCCCGUACCCCAGCCGGACCGGCGCUGAAAUCCAUUUACUUUAAUGAGCCGACCAGAGUCAAACGGUGACUGCGGUCGGCUCAUUUUUGACCCGUAUCCGGUUUCCUGACCGGACCUAAAACCGUAGUAUACUACGGUUUUAGGCCUGGUCACAAAACCAGAUAAGGGUCUAAUAUGAGCCAACCUGAGUCACCGUUUGACUCUGGUCGGCUCAUUAAAGUAAAUGGAUUUCAGCGCCGAGGUACGGAAGCGCUCGGUUUUCCCCUCCCCUAGCCGGAUCCGGCAACCGUAGGCUGAAAACGAGGUGUGAAUGCAGCCUAACAAGGGACCAUUAAUACGAGACCCCUAACAAGCAAUAAAGAGAAACUACAGUCAUAGGGGAGAUUUAUCAAACCCUGUCCAGAGAAAAAGUUGCUGAGUUGCCCAUAGCAACCAAUCAGAUCGCUUCUUUCAUUUUCCAGAGACCUUUGCAGAAAUGAAAGAAGUGAUCUGAUUGGUUACUAUGGGUAACUCAGCAACUUUUCCUCUGCAUAGGUUUUGAUAAAUCUCCCCCAUAGUCUCUUCCUGGUCCCAACCCCAUUCUGGUACUAGGUUUACCUAUUUAGUCAUUUCUACUUUGUUAGUAAAAGAAAGAAAAAAAAACUGCAUCGAUUUUAAUGAUCAUUGGCCUGAAUGGGCUUCAAAAAGAUUGGCCAUGAUAUUUCAGAACCCAUGAAUGUGCUUUUGGCAGUUGUCACUUUGCCCCAUUCUUUUUGGCUGGUUUUAAUGCAUUUCUUAACACUCUUAAAAAUUAUAUACGACUAAAGAUAAGUUAAACGUUUCCACAAUAGUAGUUGUGUUAACAAAAAAAAUAAACUUUUUUUUUAAAUUUUCCUACCAAUAAUGGACUAUUUCUGCAGUUGCUCUUUAAGAGUUUUCCAGGAUUAGGAAAAAGGGCCCAGAAAUAGCGCUAUUCUUAUCCAUGGUCUGUGUACGAUAUUACAUCAGGCAGACCAUGGGGGAGAUUUAUCAAAACCUGUGGAGAAGAAAAGUUGCCCAUAGCAACCAAUCAGAUCGCUUUUUUUAUUUUUGAGAGCCACUUUCAAAAAUGAAAGAAGCUAUGGGCAAAUGGGCAACUUUACAGGUUUUGAUAAAUCUCCCCCUCUAUUCCUAAAACUAGACCAUGCCUCGUAAUUUGGCUACCAGUGCAUUGGUGUGGUAUAGUGCAAAUGGGCAGUUACAUAUCAGCAUUAAAGGGGUUGUACAGUGAUAACAAUCUUAUACAUGGGGUUAGGAUGGCUUAAAAAAAAAGAUACCCACUGCCCAGUCUCCUGCUGCUGCCCAGGUGUCCGCUGAUCGGUACUUUCUGGUGUCAUCUUAACACAAGGAGAUGCCUCUUACCAAUCAUUUGUUGAGGAGGGUAACCACCACAGCUAGUGAUCGGCUGAGAGGACAUUUCCAGCAUAUGGGACCAAAAGCUACUGAUCAGCAAUGACCCAGACACCUUCAGGGUGGCGUUGGUGGGGAAUGGGGCAGGUAAGUAUCCCUAAUCUUUAACAUAAGACAGCCUAACAACCUUUUAAAAAUAUUUCUAUAUCAGGACAACUCCUAUAUGAGGUCUAGUAUAGAUGUCAUCAUGAAAACUGAUACUCGAUCGGUGGCUUUGUGCUCCACACCGACUACAAAAUGGCCCUCAUUUACUCUUGCAAACCCUACAUGUUUAGUCGGGUUGUGCGCCAGAUUCUGGCCCAUUGCGCCAGAAAUUCUGUCUGAGCCAAAUUUGUGCCAGAAUUGAAAAAAAAACAGACUAACUCUCCAUUUCGCUAAGAAAACUAGAAAAAGGGGCAUGGCCGUUGGGGAAAGGGGAGGUGGUCACAGAAAAGGGGCGUGUUCCCAACAUUUUCACAAAAACCCAACAUAUUUACUAAGGUUUCCACAAAAAAUGUGGUGGAUUUCAGCUGAGGAAAACUCUACAGAUCGGAGCAUUUGUAAUAAAAAAAAAAAUGUAGGGAAAGUGGAAAAUGUAGGGAAACCGUGUAAAAUAAA
Molecule: messenger RNA, 4646 nt
Organism: Hyla sarda
Lineage: Eukaryota; Metazoa; Chordata; Amphibia; Anura; Hylidae
Gene: NCALD
Product: neurocalcin delta
Exons: 4
Coding region: 178-759 (193 amino acids)
Biological process (GO): calcium-mediated signaling
Cellular component (GO): cytosol
Molecular function (GO): tubulin binding; calcium ion binding; actin binding
Source: RefSeq, a predicted model, not a curated record